Molecule: messenger RNA, 993 nt
Organism: Adineta ricciae
Lineage: Eukaryota; Metazoa; Rotifera; Eurotatoria; Adinetida; Adinetidae
Source: the annotation of a GenBank genome assembly
AUGAUAAUUGUAAUCGAUGUCAAUGGCAUUUUCGAUAUAAAACAGCACAAAAUCAAUUCACCACAUUUUGUUUUUGCAUCGCUUCGAACAAUGCAUUUUCUUCCAUUGCUCUUAACUUUUCCGUAUAUUUAUGCGAGCACAAGUGGCGGUGACCAUAAUUCAGCAAGCCCGGCACCAGCUGCUCCAACCAACGAUCUCGGUUUAACGUUCGGUCAUACAGUGAAUAAACGCGAUCAACAUAUCACCGUCUAUUUCGAUAUAGCCAAUUUAACGUUGAAAGAAUACCGAUAUUACUAUUUCGACUUUCGUCCAUUUGGCUCCUAUGGUCGUAGUGAGUAUCUUCCACGUCAACGGCUCAUCGAUUCACAUAAUUCACUUCGUAUUGUCGGUCUUCACGAUGGAGAUUACAUCUCAUGUGUUACGUUUAUUGAUGAAUAUGGGACAGUAUUCAAACCACGUUUUGCUUGUUACGAGUUUACGCUCGGCGAAAAGACCGUUGGUGCACACCAUGGAAGUACAUCAGGCUACCUAGCUCCAUUACUAUUCGCAUUUGCCUUUGUUUUACACGUUCUGAUUGCUGUUGUACAUCAUAUAAAAGCGAAAAACUACGCACAAAAGUUAUUGCAUCGCUUUAUGAAUGUUUCGCGAAGAAGUAACUUGAAACGAAUCUAUAUUCAGGAUUCACUGAAGGAACUUGACCAUCCGCACCUCUCGGCUUCUAUUCAACGUCGCUUAUCACGCGUAACAAUCGAUGCCAAUGAAGACAGUGAAUUCGAGCGCGAAAGAAGCUAUUCAGGACAUAAUGCAGUUGAUGAAUUACCACUGUACACAAUACCAUAUCAUAAUGGAAGAACAAUGGAUGUUAUACCUGAAUAUGAGCAUUCGAAUACUCUCGAUAGUGUCUCGUCAAUGAGACAUUUAAUUGACAAUGCGCCAUGGAACAGACGCACCAAUCGGUCCGCAUCUUCGUCAAUUAGGCGAAUGAGUCCGUAA